This is a messenger RNA of Sphenostylis stenocarpa, 285 nucleotides long. NCBI's taxonomy places the organism in Eukaryota, Viridiplantae, Streptophyta, Magnoliopsida, Fabales, Fabaceae. The record is from the annotation of a GenBank genome assembly.
AUGGAACCCCACGAGAAAUCAUUCAAAGCCAUGCAUGGCCCAUGGAAGUCCCUACAGAAGGGUACCUUUCCAUUGGCCUCAUCCCCCUCCUACACAACUUUCCUUCACAAUCUCCACAAUGUGGCCACAACCCCAGCAGCCUACAAAUCUCCAUGCACCUUAAAAAGGAGUGAUUUUGAUAUGGGUCGUUGGAUUAAGAAGGUGGGGCCCAUAUCAUGUGAGAGUGAGGCAGAGGCAGUGGGUGGGGCCCACAGGAUUUUGGGGGAAGAUGUUGAAGGAAAGUGA